This is a messenger RNA of Glossina fuscipes, 1540 nucleotides long. It is a transcript of the gene Pex13, whose product is annotated as probable peroxisomal membrane protein PEX13. The transcript has 3 exons. The record is from RefSeq and is a predicted model, not a curated record. Gene Ontology annotation, molecular function: protein binding. Lineage: Eukaryota; Metazoa; Arthropoda; Insecta; Diptera; Glossinidae. Gene Ontology annotation, cellular component: peroxisomal membrane; peroxisome; peroxisomal importomer complex. The coding region runs from base 243 to 1439 and encodes 398 amino acids. Gene Ontology annotation, biological process: protein import into peroxisome matrix, docking.
UCAAUUAAAUAUUCUUUAGCAGAGAAAAUUAGCCAGUAAACUUUAUUAACUUACAAAGCUUAAAAUGCAUAUGAAAAAUUAGAUCAAGUAAAAUAUUUAGUGCUGAUUGCCUUUUAAACGUAUGCAAAUCUACGAGAUAUAUAAAAUUUCAAAGCAAAAAUUCAUAAAUUAAGAACGCAAUUUGCGAUCUCUCGAACAAAGUUCAAACAGAGUAAUAAAAGUAAAGAGUGGUAAAUGGUAUAAUGACUGACAGUGGUAUAAGCAACUUCCGCAGCCCCAUAAUAAAUGAAGCAAACCUGUUGCCCCCAUCCUGGUUGGGAGGUGGCGUCAACGGCGGAAUGCACUCAUUUUUAAGGACUCCAGCUGGUAAUGUGAGAGCAGUACCUCCGCCCUUACCUUUAGCACCUACUUUACAACAUAACUAUGGCAGCGGUUAUGGAUUUGGACAUAAUAACAAUUGGUGUAAUGGUGCAUUUACAAAUGGAGGUUUUGGAGGCUAUGGAUACGGCAAUAACUUCGGAAGUUAUGGAUUUGGUUAUAACCGUUUUGGUAAUACGAAUCCUUUAGACCCGGAGGCGCGCUUUAUACAAUUAGCUGAAGCUACUUCACGCCCAGCUUUUCAAAGUAUAGAAUCACUAGUAAUGGCUGUAGGCAACAUAGCUUCUAUGUUGGACUCAACAUUUUUUGCCAUAACCAGUUCGUUUAGAGCGAUUCUAGGAGUUGCAGCAAAUUUUGGGCGUCUGCGCGGAGUUUUCUCCCAAUUUUGGCAUACAUUUGCUAUAUUUCGUACUUUAAAUUGGAUAUAUCGAAAGCUUUUAUAUUGGUUGCGCAUUUCUAAUUUGGAAUCUUCGUCGGAGUCAUUUAGAAAAGCUUAUACUGAAGCCAUAAAUGAAACUUCCUCUCAACAAGGCGCUCCAAAACUACCUAGAAAAAGUCAAUCACCCUGGCCUGUCUUAGCAUUCAUUAGUUUUAUUUUUACCGCUCCUUAUUUAAUUAUGAAAAUGCUAGGCACUAUUUCCAAUACGGCACAUGAAGAAGCAUGUCAGCCCACCAAAUGGAUACGACCUGUAGAAACUUCUGCUCUAUACGAUUUUCAAUCAAGAAAUUCUAACGAGCUAACUAUACACGCAGGCCAGCGCAUGACUAUAGCACCUAAAGAGAUACAAAACACCCUGGGUCUUUUAAACACAGGUUGGGCUUUAGCAACCACAGAUGGUCAAAAUGUAGGUAUAAUUCCUAUUAAUUAUGUAAAAAGUCCGCAACAACAGAAGCAAGAACAAGAACAGCAAUUUUUAAAACCUAUAGCAACAGAUGCAAAUUUGUUGUUAACGGAAACUAGUGACCCAUCAAUAAGCUGCAAGCCAGAAACGAAUCUUAAUAACGGCUCGCAAUCUGUGGAUGCAUCAGUUUUACCAAAUUCCGUCAAGGAAAAUAUUUAAAGAAACUAUUGGGUAGGAAUCACGUGAAAAUGGUAUUAAUAAAUUUGUUUAUACCUAUCACCUAAAUGCGAAAAAAAUCAAAAAGUUUGCAACACCCAGAU